Molecule: messenger RNA, 1963 nt
Organism: Tachysurus fulvidraco (yellow catfish)
Lineage: Eukaryota; Metazoa; Chordata; Actinopteri; Siluriformes; Bagridae
Product: olfactory receptor 142-like
Exons: 1
Coding region: 339-1283 (314 amino acids)
Biological process (GO): G protein-coupled receptor signaling pathway
Cellular component (GO): membrane
Molecular function (GO): olfactory receptor activity; G protein-coupled receptor activity
Source: RefSeq, a predicted model, not a curated record
AUUAAAGUCAGUACUUUUGAUUCUAAUUUUGAUAAGAGAUUUUUCUCUUAUCUAUAAAAUCUACCAAGGUACUCUUGUGCUUCAUUAUAGCCACUAUAGCAAUUUAACAAUUAAUAUGUUAUUUUAUGGUGUAUUGGAAGAACUAUAACGUUUAAGAAGAGUCUUAUCUGAGGUACACUGGCAUGAAAAUUUAUAUUAUACAGCAUCUUUAUACACUACAACAACAUCAUGUUUUAGAUGUGAAAAUAUUCAAACAGAUCAUAUAAAGUAUUUUUUUAAAUAUCUGCAUUAUAAUUAAUGUUUAUUUUUCUUCCUUCUGUAGCAAAGGUGAAAACACUAUGGAAAAUCGAUCAACUUUUACCACAUUCACUCUGAAUGGCUACUAUGUAAUGGACCAACAGAAGCAUUUCUUUUUUAUUAUUUUUCUCCUACUCUAUGCUACAAUUGUUAUCUUAAACUCACUUCUCAUUGCUGUGAUCUAUUUUGAAAGAACACUGCAUAAUCCAAUGUAUAUCUUUGUAUGCAAUCUGUCAUGUAAUGGCAUCUAUGGCAGCACAAGCUUGAUUCCUCAUCUGUUAUUUAAUCUCACUAUUGAGGAGCAUAAGAUAUCUUUAACAAAUUGUUUCAUACAAAUAUACUGUUUACACACUUAUAAUAUCAUUGAACUAACUAUAUUGGCCUUAAUGAGCUAUGAUCGUUAUGUUGCUAUUUGUUACCCACUUCACUAUCAUUAUAUGAUGUCGACAAAAAAGAUGCAGGCAUUUAUAUUUUUUGCAUGGUCUUAUCCAUUAGUUACUUUUCUGAUAUAUGAGUCAUUCACGAUGCGCUUAAACUUUUGCAGAGAAAUUAUAGAUAAAACACACUGUGUCAAUUUUGAACUCAUAAAACUAUCUUGCACAGACAUCACUAUCCACAGCCUAAUUGGACUUGGUACAAUGGCUUUUUACCUUAUUCCACAGGUUCUAAUAAUUUUAUUCUCUUAUGCAUUGAUUUUGCGUGUUUGCAUCUAUUCUUCAAAGGAAUCCCAAACCAAAGCCCUCCAAACAUGUACGCCUCAUCUUCUUACUGUUUUGAAUUAUUUUGUCGCAGUAUUUUUUGAACUAAUACAAAGUCGGCUAAAUUCAAGGUAUUUGUCUUACGAUUUCCGAAAUUUCAUGUCUUUAUAUUUUAUGAUAUUUCCUCCUCUGUUAAAUCCAGUUAUCUAUGGCAUGAGUGGUCAGGUUAUAAAGAAACAUAUUCAAAAUUUUUUCUUUGUUAAAAAAGUGUCUGCCUUAAGAUAUUAAGACAGGGUGAAAAAAUUCACAAGCUGUUCUUAUCUCUGUUUUGUCUUUUAUUUUUCCAUUAUUAUUCAUUGAGGACCAAUUAUGUUUCUUCUACUGUAUAUGGAUAUCCAAGUAAAAAUGACUUUAAUUUAAUUAACUCGCAAAUGCAUUGCUUCUAAGAGCCACUUUUAAUCGUAACCUUUCAGGCCAGUUUUAACAUUUUUGCAUGUUAUUGCCUGUGAAAUACUUCAGAUGCAUUUUUGUUAAACCUGAUGUUUAACUGAGCUCUUGUAGAAUUAAAUUUGUUUGAAUUGUCAUUUAUUUCCUUUCACAUAUUUAGCUGUUCUUUGUGCUUCUUGAUAUAUUAUUUUAUUUAUUCUCUAUUUUGGUUGACAAUUAACUCAUCUACAGGGCACAAGGAAUGUUUAGGUUGACCAAAUUGAUGUCAUAUUUUUCUGGUGCCUUUUAGUGGCCCAACAUCUUUUUAAGACAUUAUUUUACUUGCCAUCUAUCAUCUCUUUAUACCUGUGUUCAUUUGUAGUUGUUUUUAGUAUCAAUGUUACAAUAAAAAAGAGAAAAUGUAGCAAAUGUUAGUACAAUCGCAGUGUUCAUGUUUUGGACCACACAGAACUACACUAUAUAACAUAUGUUUUGUCCACACCUGACUGUCACUUCUUUACCUUUCCCUAAACAUCACAUUU